Messenger RNA from Struthio camelus australis, 5238 nucleotides. The record is from RefSeq and is a predicted model, not a curated record. NCBI's taxonomy places the organism in Eukaryota, Metazoa, Chordata, Aves, Struthioniformes, Struthionidae.
CCCUUUUGGAUGGCUGUCUUGUAAAGAGGUGGUUCGUUGUCAUGCUAAAUGCUAAGAUGUGGAGACUGGGUGAAGUGAGUUUUCUCCUCAAGCAGAAUAAUGCUUCAUAGCGAUUUUGACUUUUGUUUUACUGUGUUUUUUAUUUUAAGUGAACCUCUUGGAAGAGGGAAUGCCUUUGUGUACUGUCAAGUUCAGCCAGGGAAAGCAGUUGCUUGGCUUUUAACAGUGCAUCUAAACAUUGUUGCAAAUCACAGGAUAAUAACUUAGUCCUUUCCUUACAGGGAGGCUGCAAGAAGAUCCCAGCUGUGCUCUCUGCUGACUCCAAAGAAGACAUAACUGAAUGCAAACGCGUUUGCCAUCAUGGUGAGCGAGAGGCGUGACGGCAACCUGCUCGUGCAGCUGGGACCCAACCUGCAGGCCUACCCGGAGGAGCUGCUGCGGCAGCGGCGAGGCCACGACGGCCACCCCGAGUACCUGAUCCGGUGGAGCGUCGUCAGCUUGGAGGAGAGAGCAGCAGGCAGCAGCAGCGACUCUUGCGCGGAAAGCAAGCCGGAGAACAUCCUGAUGUGGAUGUCGGCAGAAGAGGUGUGCGCCAGCUGCCCGAUGUUGCUGGGCAAGAGGAAGCUGGACGGGCGGUGGGUGAAAGAGGAGAAGGCGCCCAGCCCGUUCCCCGCAGAUGUCGCGCUGGACGAAGCGUCGCUGCUGGAGAUGAAGGCUGACGUCAGGAGCCUGGUGCAGCGAGCUGGUCGGCAGAUGGCCGGGACUGGGGCUCCCGAGUCCUCCAUCCUCAACACCAUCCACGUGCUGAGCGCGUAUGCCAGCAUCGGCUCGCUGACGGGCGCCUUCAAGGAGACGGGAGCCCUCGACCUGCUGAUGGAGAUGCUGUGCCACAAGGAGAAGCAAAUCCGCCGCAGCGCUGGCAAGAUGCUGAGGGCUCUGGCUUCGCACGACGCAGGUAGGGGUGCUGGCGUCUCGAUCCCCGGGAAGCUGCUCUUUGGCCUGGUGAAGCGCUACCUGUGCGUCACUUUUCUUGUGGACAAGCUCAGCAGUGGUGCGGAGCAGGGAGGGGAGCCGCAGGACCGCGCCGUGUCCGGCUCGCUUGGCGGGGAGAGGAGCCGUGUGAAGCAGGAGUUUGAGUUCAGCAUGGCUAUGGCAAACCUCAUCUCGGAGCUGGUGCGCGUGAUGGGCUGGGACCACAGGCACAAGCUGGAGCUGUCGUCGCCGCAGGGGACGCAGCCUCGCACCGCCCGCUCCAUCUUCCAGCCCAAGGCUCCAGCCCGCCCUGCUGCUCAAGCAGCCCCCGCUCCCCCACCAAAAGAGCCCAGUGCCUUCAAGACCCGCUCAGCCUUCCCCAGCCGCAGCAGCUACGUGGAGUACGUGCAGGCAAACCUGCUGCGCGGCAUGCGGGUGCGCAUGCUGGAGGACUACGAACAGGUCAGCGCGGGCGAUGAAGGUGACUUCCGUCAGAGCAAUGAUGGCACCCCACCUGUCCAGGUGUACUGGCAAGCCCUGGGCUGUACGUACUGGGUUCACUGGCACAUGGUGGAGAUCAUUGGCCCCUCAGGGCCAGAGGAGCGUGAGGCUCAGGAGAGGGUGUCCACCCUGACGCACAACCGCAAGCUGGCAGCAGUUGCGCAGCCGCUCUUCUCCAAGCCCUUUGGGGGGCUGUACUCCCUGCCUUACCUCGGGGAGCAGCCAAGUGACCCCGCAGAGACCUUGAGCCGCGCCGAGUGGUGGGAGCUGCUCUUCUUUGUGAGGAAGCUGGAAGUGCAGGAGCAGGAGGAGAUCACCCGCCUCGUCCAGCAAGAGCAGGCAGAGCAGUUGUGGGAGCUGGAUGAAGAAGGCCUGAUGCAGCUGCGGGUGUCUGCGGAGCUGGCCCAGAAAGUGCUGCGGGUCUUGGAGAAGCGAUGCCAGGGCAGUGCUCGGAGCGACCUGCGAGGCUCCCGCGUCUACACCAAGUACUUCCUCGGCAGAGGGGCUGAGCAGGAUGGCGGGGGGAGCGCCGUGGUGUCCUCGGAGGGGGCCAGCUGCGGGAACACCAGGCCUGAAGCUGUGUUGGCCGAGGCGGCAGAGGAAGACCUUCUUGCCGCGGCCCCGGCACCCCGAGCCCCCGCUGCAGCGGAGAAGUCGGAUUGCCAGCUGUUCAGCGAGCUCCUCCAGAGGGAAGGUCUGUUUUUCCCAGAGGUGACGGAGGAGCAGAGCAAAGUGUUUGGCAGCUCCCAGGGGGCCCCCAUCCCCUCUGGCGAGGCUGCGCAGGUGCUGCGGGACCGCGAGUGCUUCGUGCUGCUGCUGCGCAGCUUCAAGCUGCUGGGGGCGGAGAAGGCCGCAAGCCUGAGCGUCCUCAGGAUCCUGAACAAGUUUCUGGACGGUUACCAGGAGGACCUGCUGCCCUGGCACGAGUGUGUUGAACCCUGUUUGUCCUCCAUGAGUGCCCACAGCAACGACCAGGAGGUNNNNCGGGGCGCCCGCCGCUCCCGGCCCCGCCUGGCCGCCGCCAGCAAGGACUGCGCGGUGGUGAUGUGCCGCGCGGGCACCCAGGAGGCUUUGGGCAAAGCCCUGGACAAGCACAGCGCGGCUCUGCCGUUGGCGCCAGCCCUGCGCGAGCUGGUGAGCGACUGCGAGAAGUACGCGAGCCUCUACAGGAAGCUGACGACCAGCAUCUUGGCUGGCUGCAUCCAGCUGGUCCUGGGGCAGAUUGAGGAGCACCGCCGGAGCCACCAGCCCAUCAGCAUCCCCUUCUUUGAUGUCUUUCUGCGCAACCUGUGCCGAGGCUCCAGCGUGGAGGUGAAGGAGGACAAGUGUUGGGAGAAGGUUCAGGUCUCCUCCAACGCCCACCGUGCCAGCAAGCUCACGGACGGGAACCCCAAGACGUACUGGGAGUCGAACGGCAGCACUGGCUCCCACUCCAUCACUGUCUACAUGCAGUGUGGCGUGGUGAUCAGGGAGAUGAGCAUGCUGGUGGCCAGCGAGGAUUCGAGUUACAUGCCAGCCCGCGUUGUGGUGCUGGGGGGAGAGAGCCCUGCUAACAUCAACACUGUGCUCAACGCGGUGACCAUCCUGCCCUCAGACAGCAGAGUGAUCCUGCUGGAGAACAUGACCCGCUUCUGGCCCAUCAUCCAGAUCCGAGUGAAGCGGUGCCAGCAGGGCGGCAUUGACACGCGUGUGCGUGGCAUCGAGGUGCUGGGUCCCAAGCCCACUUUCUGGCCCGUCUUCAAGGAGCAGCUAUGUCGGCGGACGUUCCUCUUCUGCACUGCCAGGGCUCACGCGUGGUGCCAGGAGAUUUGCCAGGAGCGGGGCCAGCUGCUGCAGCUCUUUGGCAGGCUGAACCGGGCGCUGCGGCAUGAGCAGGCCUUUGCCGACCGCUUCCUUCCCGACGACGAGGCGGCCCAGGCCCUGGGCAGGACGUGCUGGGAGGCCUUGGUGAACCCCUUGGUGCAGAGUAUCACCAGCCCAGACUUCAGUGGCAUCAGCCCCCUGGCCUGGCUGCUGAGCAAAUACCUGGAGAGUGUGGAGCUGCCCUGCCGUGCCACGAGCCGCAAUGCCGUCUUCAGGUCCCGCGUGCGGCGCCUGACCCAGCUCCUGGUGCACGUGGACCCCAGCGGCACGGAGCUGGAGGAGGCGAGAGCCCCUGGCAGAGCUGGUGGGAAGGAUGGGAAGAACAAGGAGGUGCCAGCUGGGGCUGCAAAGGUGGUGGCGGCGAAGAAGCUGAGUGGCCUCUGGGGCAUCUCGCAGUGCUGGCGUGGUGUGGUGCAGCAGCAGGUGCAGCGGUUCCUGGAGGCAGCAUGGCAGGCGCCGGACGUUGUGGAGAGAUACUGCAAGCUGUACCAGCACCUGCGCGGCGCCACGGCGGAGCUCUUUGGGCAGCAGGCUGCUUUUGUGCUGGCCCUGGCGCAGGGCUUCGCAGGGGCCUUGCUGCAGCUUUCCUUCCUGACUGCCCUGCACGUGAGCGAGCAGUUUGCCCGCUACCUCGACAGGCAGAUGCAGGAGCUGCGUGGGGUCGUGGGCAGCACGAGGCCGCUGCAGCAGAUGCUGGAGCCCUUUGUCGUCUUCUGUGGCCUGGAGCUCGCCCAAGCCUUUGAGCACUUCUACCGGUACUACCUGGGGGACCGGCUCCUGGCGCAGGGGCCGUCGUGGCUGGAAGGGGCCGUCGUGGAGCAGCUCGGGUUGUGCUUCCCCAGCCGCUUCCCCCAGCAGAUGCUGAGCAACUUGGCCGAGUCGGAGGAGCUCCAGCAGCAGUUUUACCUCUUCCAGCUGCAGGAGCAGGACAAGCAGCUGCUGGAGCUGGACACAGGCCUGGAGAGCCCCGAGGACGAGGCGCUGGGGGAGGCGUCCCUGGUGGAGGCACCGGAGGUGAAGGUGCUGGUCCUGUCCCCGCGCUGCUGGCCCGUUUCCCCGUUCUGCUACAUGGACGAGCCUGGGAGGUUUUUCUCGGCAGCGCUCAGCUCCCCCCUGGCCAAGUUUGCUGACUUCUGCAGGCGGAGCCAGAGGCAGCUGGGCCGGGAGUGCACGAAGCCCCGGCGGUUGCAGUGGACGUGGCUGGGCCACGCUGAGCUGCAGUUUGGAGACUGCGUCCUGCACGUGUCCACGCUGCAGAUGUACAUCCUGCUGCGCUUCAACAGUGCGGAGGAGGUGGCUGUGGAUGCCCUGCUGCAGGCCACAGGGCUCCCUGCUGACCUGGUGCACCAUGCGCUGACACCGCUGACCCACGGCGAGGGUGUCCUGGUGCAGAGCUGCACGCAGGGGGCUCCAGGUACUCUGCGGCUGAACCGGGCGGCCCUGGCUCCCUCCUCCUGCCACAGCGUGGACGUGCUGUCCUGCGUCCUGCACCUUCUGAACCAGGGCUAUCUCCGGCGCCAGGAGGGGAGGCCCCAGGUCCUGGAGUAUGUCUCUGUUGAGUCCCCUCCUGCCCCCAUGUCCCAAAUCCAGCCCUUGGUUGCCUUUCAGACUGUAGAGAUCAAGACGGCAGCAAGCACGGCCUCUGCCAAGAGGAGACAGACUUUUUCCACGUUCAGGUAGACAAGGGCUGGGUUGGGCAGGGAAGGCCCAGCCUAGGCCCAGCCAGCCCAUUCCUGAGGACUCUGGGGUUUUAUUUUAAAUAAAUGAGCCAAGCCACACCUGGUGCUGUUUCAUAGUCCAUGAGAGAGCUGUGGCUAAUUUGUGGCCAGGAGCAGUAUGAGGCCAGUACCAGUGGUGCCUCUUGCCAGGCAACCCUGAGCUCUGCACUUGAGGGGGAUGCAG